Dovyalis caffra is the source of this 363-nucleotide messenger RNA. NCBI's taxonomy places the organism in Eukaryota, Viridiplantae, Streptophyta, Magnoliopsida, Malpighiales, Salicaceae. The record is from the annotation of a GenBank genome assembly.
AUGAAGAUUUUUGUGGCAGCAUUUGUCAUUGCUCUCAUUUUACUUCCGACUGCUAUAUCCGCAAGGCAUAUAGGCAGGCCACGAACACACCAUGGGCACCACCAUUCAACACAGCCUCGAAUUAAAGAUGGAAGUAUAGACAAACCCAGUUUCUACAGGGAAAGGUGGCCAACAAAGAGAAGGGGUGCUGAUACUGUCCAAAUUGCAGGAUCAAGCUUGCCUGAUUGUUCUCAUGCAUGUGGGUCAUGCUCACCAUGUAGACUAGUAAUGGUCAGCUUUAUCUGUGCUUCACUUGAAGAAGCUGAGACUUGUCCUAUGGCUUACAAGUGCAUGUGUCAUAACAAGUCUUACCCUGUCCCAUGA